AUGGAUGUUUGUCCAAGCAACUACGACCGGAACGAGGCCACAAAUACGUGCUGGACUGAAUGCCCCAUCAAGUAUCCUGUUGAAUGCGGCAUGGAAUGUAUCCGUCAAAAUGACGACUGUGGGAUUGAGGUGGCCAGCAAGUUCUCUGCCUUUGGCAUUACCGUCCUCAGUAGUGCCACAUUUGGUGCGUUUGGUGCGCUGGAGAUACUGGGCAAGAAGGUCUGGUGGGCUGCCGGGUGCUCCACGUUGGUCAUGGUGACGAUGCGAGGCAUCCUCCGAUACAUUCGCACCAUGAAAGCUGCAGAUCCCCAGGCGUCCGACCGCAAAAUACUCCUCCUACUGUUUCACUCUAGCAUUGUGGUCACGGAUUUACCUCUUACUAUUGCAGUUUGCAUGAAAAUGCCUCUGGCUCAUGCUGAUAGUAUUAUUUUGAGUUGGCAGCGAUUCCGAGCAUUUCUUAGAGGGGCCAACUUCACUGAAGCCGCCGAGAAGAUCACCAAGGGGGAGAUCAAGUCGCUUGAGACAGCCAUGAAGCAAAAUUCGAGCUGUGGCGGAGAGCUCAAGUCUCUAGUAGACCGGGUAUGGCUUACUGUGAACGAGUACCGAGAAGAGAAUCCUGGCAUCACAGAUGAUGAAGUUCGGCUAAAGAUUACCGACUCCGACCUCCCGAGUCCAAUCAAGCAACCGCUUACAAGACGCGUGAGGUUUUGCGCAAGACCUUUGGAGUUAUUAUGA
This is a messenger RNA of Phytophthora infestans T30-4, 735 nucleotides long. RefSeq lists its product as uncharacterized. Bases 1 to 735 code for a protein of 244 amino acids. Lineage: Eukaryota; Oomycota; Peronosporomycetes; Peronosporales; Peronosporaceae. The record is from RefSeq and is a predicted model, not a curated record. The transcript has 3 exons.